Molecule: messenger RNA, 1248 nt
Organism: Calliphora vicina (urban bluebottle blowfly)
Lineage: Eukaryota; Metazoa; Arthropoda; Insecta; Diptera; Calliphoridae
Exons: 1
Coding region: 88-1230 (380 amino acids)
Source: RefSeq, a predicted model, not a curated record
UAUCAAUUCCAAACAAAUUUAAAAUUUAUAGAAUUAAAUACGAGCGUUAAAAUAAACAAAAUAUAUUUCUAAAACUAAAAAAACAAUAUGCCAAAUGAAUUCGAAAUAACCCUACAAGAUUUAGCCAAAAUUGCUCUUGGAGCCCCUCAGCUAACCAACGUCAACAUUGCUAUACUCCAUAGUUUAAUUGAAAUUUUACUUAAAAAGCUAAAUUGCCAAAACGAAACGGUAUCCUUAAAUGCCUACGACUCCAAGCAUUUGGACGACAUUUUGAAAACAGCCAAAAUAUCACCACUACCCUUUAAUGAUGAAAAUGUCGAAAUAAUCUCACAAAAACUGGAGCGCUUAGAUAGACUACAAAAAUGUGUAGAAAACUUGGAUGGAAAAUUGAAUAGACAUUUGGAGGAGUUGCAAAGGAAAAGUAAUUUCAAUGAAACUGUCUUUAGCUGGGAGAAUUGGUCCAGUUACGGUUGUGAGGAUUUGUGUACCACCUGUGAUCCGGAACAUGAAAUGGCCUGUAAGCUUUUGAAAAAUACCGAUUUUCUUAAGAAACUACUAAGACGCAUAUCAUCACCCAUGGUGGAUCGCAUGUUCUAUUUUGAGGAAAAAAUCGAAAAACUAAAUGAGGAAUUCACCAGUUUUAUACAACGGGCCGAGGAGGAAUAUUUAAAGAUCAAUUUGUUGGAAAAAUUAAUAGUGGAGAUAGAAAUUUUGCGAAAAAGGAUGCAGCAAAAUCAAACUCAGUUUCUUAGUACCAUGGAAGAAAUUCAAGAUAUGCUUGACUCAAAAUUAGAUAAGAUUCAUAUGCCUGCCUUAAAGAAAUAUAUACGUGAUAAUUUUCAACGCAUCGAUGAGUGUAUUAAUACGCUGCAAGAUAAAAGACAAUGCCCCAAGGCGGCUGGCAUUAUAAUGGAGGGAUUACGUUGUGUGUCUUGUGGCGAUACUAAAGUUUGCAGUGAAGUUGGUGUUCAACCCUCCUCCAUGUUGCCUGAUAUGAGAGUAAAGUCUCAGAAAGUAGCAAAAUAUUGUGACUGCUGGCGUGAUACUGAGGAAAAUUGGAAUAAAAAGUGUAUUAAAUCUUUGAAUAUCGGCGAUAAUGUGAAGCUAAAAGCAGAGAAAUCUUUUAAAGCUUUAGAUGACAAGGAAGAGACAUAUCCAAAAUGCCGCAAAGCUGGUGAAGAUUUUGAUUUGUUGGAAGGUUUUGAUGGCAAGUUAUAUCGUAAAGGUUGAUUAUGUUAUGUGAUGUUU